AUGAAUUUCACAAGAGCACUUUUCGAAACCUACUCUAUUGAACACGGUGGAGUCAAUUACAAUCACAAAAGGAGCAGUAGAGCACUUUUUGUCCCUACAAGUGAUCCAUACCUGGGGCAGCAAUCGGGGCAGUCCCGACGGCGCACUACUGCGAUAAGCGAUCGUACAGAGUCUCCGCACCCGCUUUGUGCCUCUCAAGCUUACACAGGUGUUUCCCCCCUCUCGGGGGGUCCCAACAAGACGGGCCUGCUGCGCCGGCCCCGGCCGGGCGGGAGGCAUCGGGUGAUCGCCCUGGGGUUUGCAUGGCCUGCUAGCGAGGGGAUGGAGGGCCACCCCCCGGCCCCCAGGACGAACCUCGGGGAACUGAAGAAGAAGCUGCUGAGCGUGUUGGGCGCGCAGGUCGAGGGGCAGUACUGGGCGCUCCUGCGGGGGUACUUUGCGCUGAAGCUCACGCGGAGCGAGCUCGAUGUGCUGGUGCCCAAGACGAUCGGGCGCGACAACCUGUGGCUGCACAACCGGUUCAUCCGCGCGAUCUACAACAAUGCGGUGUGCCGGGAGGCGCCGCCCGAGGAGCGCAAGGGCAAGCGCGGGAAGAAGCCGCCGCCGGUGGCGCUGCCGCCGCUGUCGCGGGAGGAGUCCGAGGACGAGGUUAAGGAGGUCAAGGCAAACGGGGUUUUGGGGCAUGACCGGGGCAGGGCGGCGAGGGUCGGGAAACGGAGCAAAGACAGCAAACGGAAGCGGGUGGAAGCGCCCGUAUGGGAAGACAAGGCGUCGGUGGUGGAGAGUCGGUUGCACCCGGAGCCGGGCAGGGCGGCGCCGUCCGGGGAGUUUGGGGGAUCCCCCCCGACGCCGAUCCUCAAGAAGCGGAGGAAAGACCGGGAGCGGAGACGAGAAACGAAGAGCCCGCUCGGGGACAUGGAACUGCCGACGCCCAAGGUCCCGUUGCAGCAGCCGUUGGCGGAGGAUCGAGAGGCGGAAGCAGCUGAGACGCGGGAAGAGGCGGUUGAUGACGUCAGCGACGAGGAGGAUGUCGUCAUGCUGAGUCGGGAGCCGGUGCGGCCGCCGCUCGGGAUCCCGUUCCGGGCGCCGAGCGUCGGGCGGAGUUUGCUGCUGAGGCUGCCGCAGAAGGGAGCCCCCCGAAACGCGUACAGCGCUUUGGGGGAGUCAUACGAGCACUGUUUGGACGGGGGGGAGCUGCCAACACGGCCUGCGCUGCAGAGACGGAUGGGUGCGAUCGCGGCGGCCGGCGGGGGGCUGCAGGGUGUCGCGAGAGAGAGCGUCGAGUUGAUGGAGCAUGCGCUAGACCAGUACCUGAAGUCGAUCCUCGGGACCUGCGUACAGCUGGCGCGGGCUCGGAGGAAACGGGACAAGGACAAGCGGGUAAAAAGCUUGCAGAGUUCAGGCCCUGUUUCUGGCGGUGUUGUGGGGGCGUUGCCAGGCGCGGGUCCUGCGUCGAGCGAGGCGACAGGGCCCUGUACAGGUGAUCCGGUGAUGGAAGAGGACGAGCUGGUCUCGGUCAGAGACCUGAUGACCGCGGUAGAGAUUAACCCACAAUUGCUCGGUGACGAGCUAGCGAUCAAUCUUGAACGGAUAGCCAUGCUACUGUAAAAUAGAGAUAUAUCGAGAGGCUACCAUCCGUGGUCUCAUGCAAGGUCAGGUAGAGUCUGCAAGAACGCAGUGCAUGGACGGAGGUUCUCUGAUCAAGUCGGCCUCAAGGCCGUACACUCCUGCAUCCUCGCCAUGCCCACAAUGUUCCUCUUAUUGCAAUGU
Messenger RNA from Klebsormidium nitens, 1770 nucleotides. NCBI's taxonomy places the organism in Eukaryota, Viridiplantae, Streptophyta, Klebsormidiophyceae, Klebsormidiales, Klebsormidiaceae. The record is from the annotation of a GenBank genome assembly.